AUGACACAAUCACCUCCACCACUUAAUCAUGACGAUGAUUACCAGUCAAUUAGACAACCUGAACUUUCAUUAACAAGUAGUCAUAAUAUUCUACAAAGCAGUAGUAUUCAAUUAAAUAAACAAGAUGAAUUCUAUAAGGAGAAAUUUAUUCAUAAUAUCAUGUAUGAAUUAAAUCAAGAGAAUAGAGGAGAUGAUGAUAAUACAGAAGAAGCACCGCCUCGUGAUGAUGAUGAAACCUUAGAAGAGGACUUGAAAAUCAAUAAAGAUGAUGAUAUACCAGAAACUAGUAGAUGGGAUGAAAAUCCUACUAGCAAUAACAGCAGCAGUUGUAGUAAUAUAGAACAGCAACAAUUAUCAACAAGCGAUUCAAAACAUUUGAUGCUUAUCCCGAAUUUCUUUCCAAUGACACCUCGAAUAGAAGAAAUAUUCACUAAUAGAUCAAGUGAUUUGUUGGUAAUGGAUAAAAAUUCAACUCAGGACGAUAAUAAACAUGACAACAGUGAAAAAAAUAUUGUAGAUCCCUUGAGAAGUCGAUUGAAUGCACGUUUAUCAGAAGCUGUUCAUACAGUGAACAGAAAAUCAUUCACAAAUAUGCCAAAUACAACAACAACAACCAGUGGUGAUGGUGGUGGACGCGGUGGUAGUAGUAGUAGUAGUACAGAUAUGAUAAUCACUGAUACUAUUACUGCUUUAAUCAAUAGUGGGUAUAAAACAAGAAGUUUAAAAAAAGCAGAACGUGUUUUUAACAUGACAUUGAAAUAA
Molecule: messenger RNA, 762 nt
Organism: Trichobilharzia regenti
Lineage: Eukaryota; Metazoa; Platyhelminthes; Trematoda; Strigeidida; Schistosomatidae
Source: the annotation of a GenBank genome assembly